Messenger RNA from Capsaspora owczarzaki ATCC 30864, 4372 nucleotides. Its product is annotated as aminoadipate-semialdehyde dehydrogenase. Gene Ontology annotation, molecular function: phosphopantetheine binding; catalytic activity. The transcript is spliced from 2 exons. Bases 1 to 4260 code for a protein of 1419 amino acids. NCBI's taxonomy places the organism in Eukaryota, Filasterea, Ministeriida, Capsasporidae. The record is from RefSeq and is a predicted model, not a curated record.
AUGCCUCCUGCAACAGCCACUCCAAACGGCCCAGGUCAUGUGUCCAACGCACCUUCGGUCGAUCCCGCCGUUCUCGGCUACUGGCGUGAGCGUCUCGCCAAUCUGCCAUAUCCGCAAUUGCCAACAGACUACCCACGCCCUGUCAAGCAGCAGAUGGUCGAAGGCGAGGAAACGCUCUUGCUGGACGACAAGACGUGCCGAUCCAUCUUGCACUUUAGCUUGGACGCCGACGUCAAGCCCUUCACCACGGUUCUGGCAGCUUUCACCAUCCUCGUGCACAAGUACACGCGCGAGGAAGACAUUGUCAUUGGCUCCUCGUCGUCCAACUACAACCCGCUCGUGUUGCGCCUUGGCGUCAACGGUGAGUCGACUCUGCGCGAUGUCGUUCUGCACGCACGCGAUGUCGAAGAGGCCGCCAACAAGAAUGACAUUCCGUUCGAUGCGCUGCUCGAGACGCUGCGCGCGGCCGACUCGAACGCUGCGAGCCACUUGCCGGCGUCUGCAACAGCCCAGGACGAGCGCGCCUCGUCCUCACUGAUGCCGCUCUUCCAGAUCCGGUUCUUUAACGUUGUCGAUGUGGCCUCGCACACGCUGGAUGCCGCUCAAAGCUGCGACUGGACUGUCUACCUAGAGCAGCUCGCCGACUCGAAGCGUCUGCUCCCGCUCAAGCUGCGCGCCAUUUACAACACGGUGCUCUUUUCGCGCGAGCGAAUGGCCGAAAUGCUGCGCCAGCUCGAGCUCAUGCUCUUGCACAUGACGCGCUCGGCCCACUUGACCGUGCUCGAUACGUCGAUUCUCACCGAGGUGUCUCGACCGGCCCUUCCCGACCCAAAUGUCAAGCUCGACGACACUUGGUUUGGUGCCAUCCACGACCGCUUUUCUGCGCGUGCUGCGUUGCAUCCAGAUCGCACUGCCAUCGUGCAAGGAGAAUCAGAGGUCUUCACGUACCGCCAGUUGGAUGAGCUCAGCAACCGCGUCGCCAAUCACCUCAUCCGUCACGGAAUCCAGGUCGAAGAUGUUGUCGCCCUCUACGCCCACCGCUCGGCUGCUUUGGUGGUGGCCAUCAUGGGCAUCCUGAAGGCCGGCGCCACCUUUACCGUCAUUGACCCGGCCUACCCCGUCCAGCGCCAGAUCAUUUACUUGAGUGUCGCCAAGCCGCGAGCUGUCAUCACGCUCCGGCUUGCAGGAGCACUUGACGACGAAGUGCAGACGUACAUUGACAAGGAAUUGUCCGUUGUCUGCCAGCUUCGAGGCCUGUCGCCGCUCGUCGACACGCCCGAGCUCGAGGCAGCACUCGCGCCCGACGCGACAACAAACCCCGGCGUUUCAGUCGGGCCCGACUCUGUCGGUACGCUCUCAUUCACAUCCGGAUCCACCGGUAUUCCGAAGGCCGUGCGCGGCCGACACAUCUCCCUCACCCACUUUUACCCGUGGAUGAUGACGGAAUUUGGACAGGAUGAAAACCACCGCUUUACCAUGCUGUCUGGCAUUGCCCACGACCCCAUCCAACGCGACAUUUUCACGCCGCUCUUCAUGGGCGCCUCCAUCCACAUUCCAAGCGCGGAUGACAUUGCCAACCCCGGGCAGCUCGCGGCAUGGAUGGCCCGCCACGGGUGCACGUGCACGCAUCUCACCCCAGCCAUGGGUCAGCUGCUGACCGCCAACGCAUCGGCCCAGAUGAAGGACUUGCGCCUGGCCUUCUUUGUCGGCGACGUGCUCACUCGUCGUGAUGUCAUGCGCCUGCAAGCUCUGGCGCCCAACGUGCGUGUCAUCAACAUGUACGGCACGACCGAGACCCAGCGUGCAGUCAGCUAUCUGUCUGUGCUCAACGACGCAGCAAGCAUGGAGCGCCGCAAGGAGAUUCUCCCGGCGGGUCGCGGCAUGAAGGAUGUUCAGUUGCUCAUCUUCAACCGCAACCCGCCGGUGGAUGGCGGUGCCGCUUCCGCUGCGGCCGUUGCUGCCACGGUGACCCUGGCCGGCGUGGGCGAACUCGGAGAGUUGUAUGUGCGCUCGCCUCAUCUGAGCAAAGGCUACCUGGGCUUGCCCGAGCAGACGGCUGAAAAGUUUAUCGUCAAUCCGUUCAACGCCAAGGAUCCGACCGAUCGCUUGUACGCCACUGGCGAUCUCGGACGCUACAUGCCCGACGGCACCGUCGAGUGCAUUGGACGGGCGGACGAUCAGGUCAAAAUCCGCGGCUUCCGCAUCGAGCUCAAGGAAAUUGACACGUACCUCGGCCAGCACCCUCACGUGCGCGAGAAUGUCACCCUUGUGCGCCGCGACGCCAACGAAGAAAAGACCAUUGUCAGCUACUUUGUUCCCGUCAACCCGCACCCCGUCCCGGCGCCUGACGGCUACGACAUUGACGCCAUCCGCGCCUUCCUCAAGGAGAAGCUGCCCUCGUACGCCAUUCCGACCGUCUUCUUCCCGCUCACGCGCAUGCCGCUCACGCCCAACGGCAAGAUUGACCGCAACAAGCUCCCCUUCCCGGAUCGUGCGGUGCUCUUUGCCCAAACGGGCGCUGGAAGUGCGCAAGAGGACUCGACACUGACGCCGCUCCAGCGCGAGCUCAUGCAGCUGUGGGAGUCUGUCCUUGGCCGUCCCGUGCGCGUGGACGACAACUUUUUCGACGUCGGAGGCCACUCGAUUCUUGCUACACGCCUCACAUUCCAGCUCCGCCAAGCACUGCGUCGCGAACUGCCGCUCAACUUGCUGUACCAGUACCCGACCAUCCGCUCCAUCAGCUCAGCCCUGGAUGCUGUCGAGUGCGACCCUGCAGCGCUGCUCACAGACUCGAGUCGCGAGCACGCCGAAGAGCUCAACAUUGAGGCCGAGGUUGUUCUUGAUGCCACCGUGGUGAAGGCCGCGGCCGCCGCAGCGCCGCUGGACCUGGCCAAGAGCGUUACCUCCCCAACCAACAUCUUCCUGACUGGUGCCACGGGCUUCCUCGGCUGCUUUUUGCUGCAAUCGCUGCUGUCCAAGCAUUCCGCAGCGACAGUCCACACCUUGGUCCGCGGAUCGUCUGUGGCGAGCGCUCGCGAUCGCCUGCUCAAGAACAUGGCUGCCAACGGCUUUUGGACGAGCUCUGAGAACCCUGCCGUCGUCGAGCAGGAGACGAGUCGUGUGAAUGUGAUUGUCGGCGAUCUUGCAGAGCCCCUGUUUGGACUGGAAGCAGCGGCAUUUGAUGCCCUCGCUGCCAAGAUUGAUGUGGUCAUCCACAACGGUGCUCUCGUGCACUGGGUCUACCCUUACUCCAAGCUCAAGUCCAUGAACGUGGAUGGCACGGUGGAGGCGCUGCGCUUGGCCGUCACCCACCACAUCAAGCCGCUGCAUUUCGUUUCGUCCACGUCCGUGUUUGAUUCGCUGCACUACUUGCAUCGCAACGAGCCGGUUUUGGAACAGGAGCCUCUGGAGGGUGGUCCGGGCCUGUCGGUCGGCUAUGCCCAGUCCAAGUGGGUGGCCGAGCGCAUUCUUAUGCUUGCGCGUGACACGCACCAGUGGCCCAUCACCAUCUUGCGCCCUGGCUACAUUCUUGGCCACAGCAAGUCUGGCGUCACCAACACUGACGACUACCUCGUCCGCUUGAUCAAGGGCUGCAUCCAGCUCGGCAAGGCGCCUCGAAUGCGCAACAAGGUCAACAUGUGCUCGGUCGAUUUCGUCGCCUCUGCCAUUGCGCACAUUGCGACCCAGCCGGCGGCUUUGGGCAAGGUCUUCCACUUUGCCAACCCCCACCUCUUCCGCUUUAGCGAUCUGUUUGGCCUGCUGCGCGUGUACGGCUACGACAUUCAGUUUGAAGACUACAUUGAGUGGCGUGAAGGCUUGAUGAAGAUGACGCUCGAGUCGCGCAACAACGCCCUCUACCCGCUGCUGCAUUUCGUGCUCGACGAUUUGCCAACGCGAUCCAAGUCGCCCAAGCUGGACACGACGCAGUUGUACGCGACGCUCGAGAACUCGGGCAUCGAGUGUCGCCCCAUGCAGGACUUGCUCGGAAUCUACCUGAGCUAUCUCGUUGAUACGGGCUAUCUCGAACCCCCGACCAUUCGCCCGACCUCCAACACGCUGAACAACGCUCCGGCCCUGUCGCCAGCUGCCGCGACCAGCAUUCUGCUCAACAGCGGACAGCCUGCCAUCCAGCCUGCGCGUGCAUCGUCGCCGAUCGCCUUGGACAACAAUCUGCCCGUCAUCGUGCGUCCUCUGCCACAGAUUGCUGGACAGCCCAAGCCUCAAGGGGUUGUGACUCGCAGCGAUCGUCCUCAAAAUUGAUUUUGAACAACAUGCUGUUUUGGUUUUUUUUUUUUUGUUUGUUUGUUAUUGUUUUGUUGUUUUUGUUUGUUUUCUUGCCCAUGAAUGUACUGUACCAUUGAAACUAUUUGCU